ACAUGUUAAGAUCAGAACGCACUGUAAACCCCCCUACGAUGCACAUCUUCAUCUCGCCGAGACGCACUACAUACACAAUUAAUCCAAGCUCCGCGACAAUACAUCAAAACAUGUACCCUGCAUCGCGACAGCGCCGUGGUGAAAGCUCGCGGGAGCACAGGGAGUGCUGUGUUUGCCCCGAAGCACCAUGCUGACAGACGAUAUGGGACUAAGAAUCAGUGCCAAACUUCCCUUCAGGCGGCUCCUGUGCUCAGGUGAACGGCUCUCAUUCGCCUGGCACAUACUCUUAGCCUUGUCGAGUGUGAUACACCGGAUGCGUGUACUGGUUCAUCUCGCCCGCCGGACGGUGCUGGGUGCGUCGGCACUCGCAAGACUGACACUGAACUGGUGGAGACGGGCUCACGGGAAACCGACCGCCAGUUUAGACCCUGGCAAGCAGCCGGAUCCCUUUUCGAUUCGUACUGAGCCUGGAAAGUUUGGCACCACUUACCAAGCAAAUGUCGAGCAUUCCCCCAUGGCAAAAGAGCACAGGGCAGAUUUGGCAUGCUUCCAAGAGGCCUGUGUUCCCAUCCCGAUGAAUUCUUCAAAGGGCGGGAGUUUCUGGGGGCUGGGGGCUGGGAAUGGGAGGCGAAAGGGGGGAGAAGGACGGCCUGCGUGUGCUUGCUUAUAAGAAGCUAUGCCGUCAUCUCUGGCCACUGCCCCCUUGUGCAGUUCGUGCAGGCGUCACUUGGUCUGGCUGCACGCUGCAGGCUGUCUGCAGCUUCACUGGCGUUGCCAUGUCACCCACCUUCAGUCUCCUCCAUCGCAAUCCUUCCCCGCUCUGCCCCGCGGCACACCAUCAUUGGACACUAUCUUUCGUGCAGCAGGCCAACGAAGUCUACGGAGUAGAUUGCCAUGCGGUGGCAGGGCAGUGACAAUCAAGGCGAGAUGGAGAGGAGAGGGGCAGACC
This is a messenger RNA of Colletotrichum navitas, 949 nucleotides long. RefSeq lists its product as uncharacterized. The coding region runs from base 188 to 670 and encodes 160 amino acids. The transcript has a single exon. Lineage: Eukaryota; Fungi; Ascomycota; Sordariomycetes; Glomerellales; Glomerellaceae. The record is from RefSeq and is a predicted model, not a curated record.